GUAGAUGUCGCUGUGAACAAAAGCAAUACGGAGAUUUACUGCCGAAGAAACAACAAACACUGGAAUAUAAACUGAGUUUAUUAUAAAGUUUUAUUCUGUUUCCAGCAGUAAUCUGCCGUGCGUCUUUGCUGAAAAGAAAUGUCUCUAGUCAAGCAGAAUCUUCACCCGAAUAAUGAGGCAAACAUCAACAAACUGAUAAACCUCAAGCUGACGGCCUCAUAUGUGUAUCUCUCCCUGGGAAUGUAUUUUGACAGAGAUGAUGUGGCUCUGCCCAACUUCUCAAAGUUUUUCCUGGAGCGUUCACUGAAGGAGAGGGAUCAGGUGGAGCACCUUCUGGAGUAUCAAAACACAAGAGGAGGACGAAUUGUUCUCCAGACCAUUGUGAAGCCCAGUCGUGAUGACUGGAAAGGGGGUAUGGAUGCAAUCAUGUUUUCUCUGGAUCAUCAAAAGUCUCUUAACCGAUCCCUUUUGGAGAUCCACAAAGCAGCUGGAGACAACUCUGACCCUCAUCUCUGUGAUUUCCUAGAGAACAAAUUCUUUACUGACAGUCAUGACACUAUUAAGACGCUGGGUGACUACGCUGGCAGCCUGAGUCGCCUCAUCUCUUCUGACCCGCACGGCAAAAUGGGAGAGUACCUGUUCGACAAGCACACUCUCUGAACCACUCCGAUUUGAUGAGUUUUGUUGCCAACAUUCCGUUAAUCAAUAUGUGCACUGGUGAAUGAGAUUAAGGAUUUUCUGCACAUUUCCAUUUUUACCUUUCAAGAGAUAGUUUGGUAAGAACAAACCAGUGUUUUGACACCACAUUUUGAAGUUUGUUUAAAUCACGUAAAAGUGGGCCUCUACUGUGAAGUGUGGUAAUCCAAAUAUGGUACCCUUGCAUUCAAGCCUUAACUACUCCGUGUCUGUUUACAGAAUUGUAUAGAUGAUAGAGCCAUAUCUUGCCAAAAACCAUCCUAUAAGCUCCUGUAAGUUCUUUAGGACGGGUACAGUGUGUCAGCGAAACGAGAGCCUAUAUUUAUGUAUUGUACUCCAAAAACUUACCUCAAACUCAAUGUCAAUAUAGCAAUAACAAUAAAUCAAGUAUUUC
Messenger RNA from Labeo rohita (rohu), 1090 nucleotides. Its product is annotated as Ferritin, lower subunit-like. The record is from RefSeq and is a predicted model, not a curated record. Gene Ontology annotation, cellular component: cytoplasm. Gene Ontology annotation, molecular function: ferrous iron binding; ferric iron binding. The coding region runs from base 139 to 660 and encodes 173 amino acids. NCBI's taxonomy places the organism in Eukaryota, Metazoa, Chordata, Actinopteri, Cypriniformes, Cyprinidae. Gene Ontology annotation, biological process: iron ion transport; intracellular iron ion homeostasis. The transcript is spliced from 5 exons.